Messenger RNA from Carassius gibelio (silver crucian carp), 1373 nucleotides. RefSeq names its product ADP-ribosylation factor-like 4aa (gene arl4aa). Gene Ontology annotation, biological process: vesicle-mediated transport; intracellular protein transport. Gene Ontology annotation, cellular component: cytoplasm. Gene Ontology annotation, molecular function: GTPase activity; GTP binding. Bases 495 to 1097 code for a protein of 200 amino acids. The transcript has 2 exons. The record is from RefSeq and is a predicted model, not a curated record. NCBI's taxonomy places the organism in Eukaryota, Metazoa, Chordata, Actinopteri, Cypriniformes, Cyprinidae.
GAACGACUGUGGUAAGAGUUACGUUUUAAACAUUUUAACCAACAUUAAUGAAUAUAGGCUCCUCUUUAUAUUUGGUAAAAACAAGUUUUGUCAGCGCGUCAUGAAUAGUUCAUGUGGGCUCAAAACGCGACUGCGGAUCAUGCGCUUUAAACGGCCACAGAUUUUCUCUAGAGCUGCUGUCACAUCGAUUAAAUUUACAUUUUCAUCAUAUACAGAUGUAAUUACUGAUUAGGUUGGAGAAAUAGAAUAUCUACAUGGACUUUGGGUUCCUUCAGAAAGGUUUCGAUUCGACAGGUGGACGACAGUGACUUCCAGAGAAAUGCCCUCCCGGCGUCAGCAGAACUGUAUUCAUCUGUUCCUAGGAAAUAUUGCAUCAUUGAGAUAUGCUUCUUUUCUGAGCGGUUUGUUCCUGCAAGCUCUGGAUGUGCAUCUGGGGUUUUGGACCUAUGGAACAUCAUCUUAAACUCAUAUUGUUCUCAUACUCCUAAGGGGAAAUGGGGAACGGAUUAUCAGAGCAACCCAACUUUCUUUCCAGCCUUCCGUUCUGUAAUUCUCUUCACAUCGCUAUUCUGGGUCUGGACUUUGCAGGCAAAACGACGGUCCUGUACCGUCUGCAGUUCAAUGAGUUUGUCAACACUGUCCCCACCAAAGGCUUCAAUGCAGAGAAAGUCAAAGUAUCUGUCGGGGACUCACAAACAGUGACGUUUCACUUUUGGGAUGUUGGCGGCCAGGAGAAACUGAGGCCUCUUUGGAAGUCCUACACACGCGGCACUGAUGGCAUCGUGUUCGUUGUGGACUCUCUGGACACGGAGAGAAUGGAAGAGGCUAAGACGGAGCUUCACAAAAUCAUCUGCUCCUCUGAAAAUCAAGGAGUGCCUGUGUUGAUUAUUGCUAACAAGCAGGACUUGAGACAGGCUCUGUCACUGUCACAGAUAGAGACCAUGCUUUCUCUCAAUGAACUGGGACCCUCUACACUGUGGCACCUGCAGCCCACCUGUGCCAUCAUUGGUGACGGUCUCAAAGAGGGACUCAAAAGACUUCAUGACAUGAUUCUAAAACGAAGAAAGAUGCUCAAACAGCAAAAAACGACAAGAUAGACUGUAUUUUUAUUCUAUAAAAGGAAGGGGAAAAGAACAAUGAAAGUUGAUAGUUGCAAACCUACAAUUUUAUGUGCCCAGAGUUGGUUAGAACCAACAAGCACUUUAGUAGUUUACUUUCUCAUUGUUUACUUCUCUGGCUGUUUACUAUCUGUUAUAGACUUAGAAAUAUCUAAACGUAAUAUAAAGAUUUUUUUCAUCACACUGAAAGGUGAUUCUUGCUGGAAGUUUUAUUUAGAUUGGUUAUUUGCAAUAAAAUGGCUUGUUUAUUCUAAA